AUGGGGAUGCAGCUCGCUUUGAUGAUUAUUCUACCAAUCGUCGCCACGGCUUCGACAAACAUCGCAGGAGACGGAGACAUAAACAUCACGGCAACGGGAAACAUUGAUCUUACUGCAACAAGUAUAACCGUAAACGGUAAACCUCUACACGAUUUCAUCACUGGCCAGAAAGCAGGGAAAGGAGACGCAGAGACAGGAGAUCAGCAAGGAAUACCGUCUCCGGACGCGUGCCGUUGUUGCGAUCGUUUGUCAGCUCUAGAGUUAGAGCUAGCGCGAGUGGCCUUGUCGACUGGACAUCGUCGCAGCGGUGUGUAUACUGUUGAUCCUGGUGAUGGUUUGGAGGCAUUUAAGGUCUACUGUGACAUGACGACGAGUGGAGGUGGUUGGACUGUCUUUCAGAGAAGACAAAAUGGAUCUGUGGAUUUCUAUCGCAAUUGGGCAGAUUACAAAGCUGGUUUUGGUGACAUCAACGGCGAAUUUUGGUUGGGAUUGGACAAGAUACAUCGUCUUACAGCUACAAACCAGACGCUCAGAAUUGAUCUGGCUGCCUUUUCAAAUGGUAAACGCUACGCACAAUAUGAAGCCUUCUCGAUAGCAGACGAAGCUGCUAAAUACAACAUAAGUUUCGGACAGUACAGUGGCAAUGCUACCGAUUCACUAUAUAGUCACAACGGCAUGAAAUUUUUGACGAAAGACCAAGACAAUGAUGUGUAUGGCGGAUCUUGUGCUCUUCGAUAUCAAGGUGGAUGGUGGUAUGACGCAUGUCAUGUGUCUAACUUAAACGGAAAAUAUUUGAAAGGAAGUCAUUCUUCUUAUGCGAAUGGCGUUAAUUGGAGCAGUUGGAAGGGAUAUAACUACUCACUGAAAUUUACUGAAAUCAAAAUGAGACCAACAGUGUGA
Molecule: messenger RNA, 900 nt
Organism: Corticium candelabrum
Lineage: Eukaryota; Metazoa; Porifera; Homoscleromorpha; Homosclerophorida; Plakinidae
Product: ficolin-2-like
Source: RefSeq, a predicted model, not a curated record